This is a messenger RNA of Copidosoma floridanum, 753 nucleotides long. RefSeq lists its product as uncharacterized. Lineage: Eukaryota; Metazoa; Arthropoda; Insecta; Hymenoptera; Encyrtidae. The record is from RefSeq and is a predicted model, not a curated record.
AUGACCUUCAAGGAGCGACACCCACCCAUUCUUGACGGCGCUUGCCCUCUUGCCAUGCUUACGAUCACGUGGGCCCAUCACCGUGCGCUCCACGGGGGCUUUCGCAUCACCAGCGCGUACACCGUCAAGCGUGCUUGGAUCAUCGGUGGCUCCCGGAAAGUCAAGGCUUUCCUACGCAGUUGCGUUACUUGUGCUCGCCUCCAAGCCCGAUCAGCUGUCCAGUUAAUGGCUUUUCUCCCACGGUCACGAGUUACUCCCUUCCGCGCCAUCGGUCGCACUGGGAUCGACUACGCCGGGCCGUUCCACGUCCUCGCAGCUAAAGGCCGAGGCGUUCACACCACGAAGGGUUACAUCGCCAUAUUUGUCUGUCUCACCACGAAGGCAUUACAUCUGGAGCUCGUAGGCGAUCUAUCAACCGUCUCCUUUCUUGCGGCUCUUACCCGCUUCUCUGGUCACCGGAGAAAACCGUCUGAACUCUGGAGCGACAACGCGACGUGCUUCCAUCGAGCUGACACCGAGUUGCGCGACGCGCUCCGUCUUGCUGAGCACCGGUGGGACCUCGUCGCGGGUGCCCUAGCGGAUCAAGAUAUCGAGUGGCAUUUUAUCCCUCCCCACCCAAUCAGGAUCUCGACCAUCUGGCUCACUGGGAGAUUGUCCGGGGCAUCAGAGCACAAUUCUGGGCCCGAUGGAGUCGGGAGUAUCUUAAUACUCUUCAACAGCGAUCGAAGUGGAUCACCCCUCAUCGGAACCUGA